Gadus chalcogrammus (walleye pollock) is the source of this 3187-nucleotide messenger RNA. It is a transcript of the gene lactb, whose product is annotated as lactamase, beta. The transcript has 6 exons. The record is from RefSeq and is a predicted model, not a curated record. Bases 138 to 1793 code for a protein of 551 amino acids. NCBI's taxonomy places the organism in Eukaryota, Metazoa, Chordata, Actinopteri, Gadiformes, Gadidae.
CAUGGGUCGAUUAGUUGGGUCUGGAUCACGGAUUGUGAACAGGAAAUAAAGUGCUGUUUUCUAGGCUCGCCGUUAUGUUUUGUUAUGGGCUAACGUUAACCGUAUUCCCUCUGCCAUAGGAAUACUCAAGCUUGAUAAUGUCGCCGUUGUUAAUGCCUCUGCGUUUUCGUGCUAUGUGUAAAUAUAAGUCAAUCACACGUUAUUCAAAUGCGAUGUCGAAAGGAGGUAGAUGGCGUGUCGGCUACCGACUGUCGGAUAAGCAGAUGAACGCCUGGUCACAACAACAAAGGCAGUACAUAGGAAAGUCUAGUACAGAGAACUCCAACACCAAGUUCUAUCUGUGGUUUGGUGGAAUCGGAGCGGGGAUAGUUCUAGCGCUUGGACUCAAGUAUCGUAAUGAUGGUGGCAACAGUUUAUGCGAUGCUGAAGUUUCAGAUGAGAAGAGAAUCGGCACGUAUCAUUCAGCCGUCAGGGUCAGUAGAGACCUGGUGGAAAGAAUAAAGGUAGGCAGCAAGUACAAGGUGGGGGCACCUGGAUUGGUCAUUGGAGUCUCUGUAGAUGGCCAGCAGGUGUGGUGUGAAGGCUUUGGUUAUGCUGAUCUGGAAAACCGCAUAGCAUGCAGACCAGAGACAGUGAUGCGCAUCGCCAGCAUCAGUAAAUCCCUCACAACCGCAGCUGUGGCUCACCUCUGUGAAGAGGGAAAACUAGACCUGGAUCUGCCCGUUCAGCAAUAUGUCCCUGAGUUUCCUGCUAAACAGUUUGAUGGAGAAGAUGUCACCAUUACCCCGAGAAUGAUUCUGUCUCACCUCAGUGGGAUUCGCCACUAUGAAAGAGAUGCCAAGAAAGUGAGAGAAAACAAGGAGAAAGCAAAGAGACCUUUGAGGUCACCAAUCAAAGAAGAGACUAGCUUGAAUAAAGGUGAUGAGAAGAAUACAAACACAGAAGAGAACAUCUCCAAGGAAUCCAAACAAGCAAAACCCACGGAGAGGAAGAAAGAGUUUGAGCAGGAGGAGUACUACCUGAAAACCAACUUUGAGAAUGUCUUCCAGGCCUUGGACCUGUUCAAGGAUGACCCGCUCAUCUUCAAACCCGGCUCCACCUUCCUGUACUCCACCCAUGCCUUCACCCUUCUCAGUGCUGUCGUUGAGCGGGCGGCCGGGCAGAACUUUUUGGAUCUCAUGGGGAACAUGUUCCAUGAGCUGGGGAUGGUCCACACGGUGCCAGAGGAGAAUGAGCCCAUCAUUUACCACCGCUCACGAUAUUACCACCUGAACAAGAAGGGGCGGGUGGUGAACUGCCCAUAUGUAGACAACUCCUACAAGUGGGCCGGAGGUGGCUUUCUGUCCACAGUUGGAGAUCUGCUCUUGUUCGGCAAUACCCUGCUCUACAGCUACCAGCUUGCCCCGCUGAAGGACACCAACGGUCUUCUGCCUGGCUUCCUCAGACCACAGACCUCCCUGGAUCUCUGGGCCCCAGUGGACAGGACAGAGGCCAGCUGGGAUAAGGACGGACUGUAUGCCCAAGGGUGGUUAGUAGUGGAGAAAUCCCAAAAGUAUGGCCAGUGCAAACGUCGCAGGCACUAUGUUUCACACACAGGGGGCGCUGUUGGAGCCAGUAGUGUUCUGUUGAUAUUACCCAGUGAAAGGACACCUCACCCUGAAGGAACGAGGGCAGAGUUCCUCCCCCGGGGAAUUGUGGUCACCAUCAUCACUAACAUGCAAUCUGUGGGGCUUAAUAGCACGGCACUGAAAAUAGCCUACGAGUUUGACAAAGCUACUAAGGAGAGCUUGUAAGAAGAAUCGGCUGACCCAACAGCCCCAAACAAUACACAUUGUAUUAUUAUAUUUUUCUCUGAAAUCACUGAUGGAAAAUCAUUUCUAGUAGUAGUGUAUUUUCUGAUUCGUUUCCAAUUUUACAAACUUUGUAAUAAAUACUACAAUUUAUCACCACUAGGUGGUAGCAAUACAAGUUAUUUUCCAUAAACGGACAUUUGUAUAAAAAAUAUGAUAACCCUAACCCAUACUCUAUUAUUUGCCGUGUGAAAUUAUUUAUUCUAAACUUAUCUUCAGAAAAUACAAAAGUGACACCCUCGGGUAGCAUCCCAGUUUGUUGGAGUUUUACAGGAUGACGUUUUUAAUUGCUUUGGUUUGCCCAUUUUCAAUACGAAUUGCACGCGUGUAUUUACGCACAUUCAAAAUGUUAUAAUUUAUUGUAUUUAUGUUAUAUUUUGUAUCGACAAAACUAUACAAAGGAGUUAAAAAUGAGGUCUGUCAAGUUUGUGUGGAUGUCAUCAAUCCAUAAGCAAUUAUUAAUCUAAGUCUUUAUAUGGUGUCAAGAGAUUAUUAGUUCCAAGAAUAAGAAUUAAGACAUAACACUUGACAAAAACAUACAUUGAGAAAGCAUGUCUGUGUUGAAUAUUAUUUGAUAUGCUCUUUAAUAUUUACAUAUAAUUUACUUUUCAUAAUAGUCAAAAAAAAAAAAAAAAACUCUUAAUACAUCAGUCUAAUAUUAAUCGAUGUCUAAAAAAGUUAAUUGUAUAAAGGUAACGUAACAUUAACUUCCCAUCCACAUUCAUCACGCUAUAACGUUAGAUGGCAAUUGAAUUGCUCAUUUACGCUUUAGGCCUACACUGGGUAAAAGCAUGUAGGUCUGUGUCGUGACAAACUACUUUGUCAAAUUGCAUUAAAUCGACAUAAUUGGAGGCUAUAUAUACGUACAUAUAUCCUUGGUGCAGCGGUCAUUAUAACUAAUCCAGAUAGAUCAUCACCAGCCUUAAUUAAUGCAGGGAGGAUCGGUGAAUACAAUAUGGCCUGUUUGAACUGUGUUCGCUCUUCUAAUCACCCCUUCACAUCCACUUCCAAGGCAGCUUGCGGUCCCUCAGAGAAACCACUCUUACGUCCACGGUAAAAUGGGACUACUGUGCAUGAAUACAGUAUAGGGUCAUACUCUAGACUUCACCCUCCAGUACUGUUGUCGGCCGCUCCGUGAGCUGUCUGUUUUGGUUUUCCACGUCCUGUAUCAACACAGAACAUAAUCAAUGUCCAUGUCCUUACUUUACUAGGCUACUUAAAAGUUAGAAAAGCAUAGGCCUACAUUUCUAAGUAUCGACACAACUGUAUCUACCACUCCAUUUAAGGCAGUGUUCCUGAUCAGCAGUCAUAGUAUUUUUUUAUUGGCCAUGUACAUA